Misgurnus anguillicaudatus (oriental weatherfish) is the source of this 3510-nucleotide messenger RNA. The record is from RefSeq and is a predicted model, not a curated record. NCBI's taxonomy places the organism in Eukaryota, Metazoa, Chordata, Actinopteri, Cypriniformes, Cobitidae.
AUCUGAAGAGCUCAAACAGCAAACGGAGCGAGAUGUGUGUCCUCUUCCUGAUUUGUGUCAGAUUUGACCUCAAAGCUCUAUCAUUUGCUGAACAGCUGUCAAUCAUCUCACAUGGUUCAAUGUGCACUGUGGCAGUAGUAAUGCAAUAUUUAGAAAAUGUACUCUUGAUACGCAAGUGUUUUUAAAAACAAGUACUUCAGUACUUUUACUUAAGUAGACAUCUGACUGUAGUACUUUUACUUGUACUUGAGAAAAAUUUAGCAAGGGGUAUCUGUACUUUUACUCAAGUAAUGAAGCUGUGUACUCUGUCCGCCUCUAUCUGCUACCUGUUAACCACUUCUACCUUUGGUUAAACUUUAACUCAUUCAUACUUCCUGUUCUACCUGGGUGGUGGAUUUAUCUGUGUCACGUCUUUCAGUUUAUUUAUUGCUUUACUCUUGUCUGUUUUUGUGCCUCAGCUGUUUUUGAGCUAUUGUUGCUGUAUCUGUCUGUGUGCAGCGUAAUGGCAGAAGCGAGUGUUUCUUUGGCUCAGGAUCAGUUCAGUUGUUCAAUCUGUUUGGAUCUACUGAAGAAUCCUGUGACCAUUCCCUGUGGACACAGUUACUGUAUGAGCUGUAUUACAGACUACUGGGAUCAAAAGAGAUACUACAGCUGCCCUCAGUGCAGACAGACCUUCACUAAAAGACCUGUUUUAGGUAAAAACACCAUGCUGGCUGAAGUGGUGGAGAAACUGAAGAUGACUAAACUACAAGAUGCUCGUCCUGAUCACUGUUAUGCUGAACCUGGAGAUGUGGAGUGUGACGUCUGUACUGAGAGAAAACACAAAGCUGUCAAGUCCUGUCUGGUGUGUCUGAACUCUUACUGUCAAAAUCAUCUUGAACAACAUGAGAAUUUAUUCAAAGGCAAGAAGCACAACCUGAUAGAUGCCACUGGACGACUUCAGCAGAUGAUCUGCCCUCAACAUGAGAAGCUGUUAGAGUUUUACUGUAAAACUGAUCAGCAGUUUAUAUGUCUACGGUGUAUGGUGGGCAACCAUAAAAAUCACCAAACUAUAUCAGCUAAAGAUGAGAGGACAGAGAAACGGAAAGAACUGAAGGAGACACAGAGAAAAUACCAGCAGAGAAUCCAGGAGAGCCAGAAGAAGCUUCAGGAGCUGAGAGAUGCUGUGGAGACUCAUAAGCGCUCUGCACAGACAGCAGUGGACGACACUGAGAGGAUCUUUACUCAACUGAUCCGAUCCAUUGAGAGAAGACGAUCUGAGGUGACACAGCUGAUCAGAGAUCAGGAAAAGACUGCAGUGAGUGAAGCUGAAGGACUCUUGAAGCGACUGGAGCAGGAGAUUGAUGAUCUGAGGAGGAGAGACGCUGAGCUGGAGCAGCUUUCACACACAGAUGAUCACAUUCAUUUCCUCCAGAGUUUCAAAUCUGUCCCUCUUGAAUCUACAAACUCUGUCAAUCCUCUUUCCUGUUUUGAUGAAUCUGUGUUUCAUCUGAGAGAGAAACUGGAAAAUUUAUGUAGAGAAGAGAUUAAAACAAUAUCUGAUCAAGUAAUUAAUAUUACGACAAUGGAGCUCCAAAUCCGGCAGGAGAUCCUAAAAUAUUUUCGUCAGUUCACACUGGAUCCAAACGCAGCACAUAAACGUCUCUGUCUUUCUGAGGGGAACAGAGUGAUUACUAACACUAACACAAUCCAGCUGUAUCCUGAUCAUCCAGACAGAUUUGAUUUUUAUCCUCAGGUGUUGUGUAGUGAGAGUGUGAGUGGACGCUGUUACUGGGAGGUUGAGUGGAGUGGUAUGGUGUUAAUAUCAGUGUCAUAUAAGAGCAUCAGCAGGAAGGGAGACAGUGAUGAUUGUCGGUUUGGACGUAAUGAUCAGUCCUGGUGUUUGUACUGCUCUGACUCCAGUUGUUCAUUCUGGCACAAUAACAUUGAGACUAAACUCCCAGUAGUGCUCAGAUCUUCUAGAAUAGGAGUUUAUGUGGAUCACAGUGCAGGAUCUCUGUCCUUCUACAGCGUCUCUGACACAAUGACCCCCAUCCACAGAGUCCAGAUCACAUUCACUAAACCUCUCUAUCCUGGGUUUAGAUUGGUUAAUAUUGCACGACAAUCAAAUUUUUUUUUAAUCAAAAGACAAUCAAAAGUAAAACUGUGCGACUAUAGCUUGUGCCAGUAGCGAUCCGUGACUCUUGAACCUAGGCCUCUAACAAUUACAGCAAAUGUGUAAUUGCUCUUCUUUGUCCGCUUUGACUUAACGGCUGAUGAUUUUGCUUCCUUCUUUGUGAAGAAAACAAAUACUAUCAGCAGUCAGUUCUCCAAACCGCCGCUUCUUGUGCAUGCUCAAACCUCUGAGGAAUGCUCGCUUUCCUCCUUCUUUCUCCUGUCUGAACUGGACGUUUCCAAAGUCUUUGCUUUUUACCAUCCUACUACCUGCCCGCUAGAUCCCAUACCCACCCAUCUCCUUCAGGCCAUCUCUCCGUCAGUUAUCCCUGUUCUCACCCACAUUAUCAAUGGAUCUCUUUUCACUGGUACCUUCCCCGCAGCAUUUAAAGUCGCCCGGAUAACCCCGCUGCUGAUUCUGCAACCCACACUCAAUUCUGCUAUGCUAGAGAACUACAGACCCGUUUUUCUUCUUCCCUUCAUUGCCAAGACUCUUAAACGUGUGGUGUUUGACCAGCUCUCUUCUUUCUUCAAACAAAAUAACCUCCUGGAUAGCAAUCAGUCUGGUUUCAAAAGCGGUCACUCCACUGAGACUGCGCUGCUCUCAGUCAUUGAAGCCCUAACGCCGGCAAGAGCAGCCUCCAAAUCUUCUCUGCUGAUCUUACUGGAUCUAUCUGCCGUGUUUGACAAACAAAACUUAUCAUUAAGUUAGUGAUAACAGAGCCCACCCAAUCAGAGCGACAAUAUGAUUAGUCUGUUUUUCUGUCACUUCAAAUGAGUCUUUGAUUAAUUUACUAUUGCCUUGUCCUCUGUAAUUUCACAGCUGCACCACCAAUCACAGAGUGUGUUUUGUGACGCUGCACAGACCAAUGAGCAGGCAUCUAAAUACGAAUAACUUGAGAUUAGACUUCUCUGCAUGCUUUCAAAUCGCUCUCGUUGUACUUCGCCAUGAGCCGAAUGGUCUGCAAUGCAAUUGUGAUGGAGGGAACUGGCCAACAUUUAUUAUGAAUAAAAUGUAAUACGUUUUAUGUUAAAUGUUAUUUGUAACAAAGUUCAGAUGUUGAGAUCUUCUUUGAGGGCCUACAGGGUCAGUAACUGACUGGAGCAGUUUUAAUGUUGGUGAUGAAUUAGUAACAGUGAGAUAUUAACAUGAGAUUUUAUUACAUAAGAUAAAUAACAUAAAUUUGUAUUAUUCUCAAAUCUUUGAUUAAUCAGAUGAAUUAAUGCUUAUAAUGUAAAAGUGGCAAAAUUAUAAGAUAACAUAAAUUGACAAUAACAGCACAAAAUUAUUCAUUAUGUUACUUAUGUGAAAAUUAUUUCUUUCUUAAUGUAAAUAAAGCAUUUGGAAUCAAGACA